AACUACAUCAAUCUAGAAUUUUCCAAAACAUCGACUGGUAAAUAUAUACUCCGCGCUUGAACCUGCCUUUAUUCAUAUCUAGACAUGCUGAAUUAGGAAGGCCUUGUUUAUUUUUAAGAAUUGUGUUGCAUAUUCCAAUUCCAUGGAGCAGACGACUCCUAAGGACGGAUACAACUGCCUAGCAGCCGAACUUCCUCUCUACUAUGCAGAAUGUGCCAAAUAUCCAGAAAUGAACGUUCCUGAUAAAAUGAAGUACGAGAUCAUCAGAUAUUCUUCUUUCAGUGACUUUAAAAGAAAUUGUCCUAUCUCACUCAUGAAGCUUUCAAGAGCUGGAUUUUACUAUGAUGGAAGCUCAGAUUCUGUGACAUGUUACCAAUGUAACUACGCUUAUACUGAUAUUCAGUCAAGUGAUGAUCCGAUGGAAAUCCAUUAUAAAAAUUCACCAAAUUGUAAUUUUGUAAAAGGAAAUUACGAUUCAAGCCAUUUAGCAACAAGUGUUGUCAGAGAAGAAAGUCAUAGUCCAGCAGUUCUAAGGAAUACUUAUGGUGGACAGUCGGAUAUCACUGAAUCAAUCAUUAAUCAGAGACAACAUAAUUCCAUUGAAAAUAGUGCAUUAAUACAAAACCAACGAAAUGGUCAAGGGUCUAUUGAGGAAAAGAACAGACCUUCUUCCUCAAGUAUUAACUCAACAACACAGGCGUCUGGUCAAAAUGUGUGUAAAGGUCGACCGAAAAUAACAAGGAAGGCAAUAUUUGAGGACCUUGGAAUAUGCAUUGAAAAACCUAAGCACCCAAAGUAUGCAAUACUAACCAACAGGUUGACUUCCUUCAAUUCAUGGCCAACACCAGGCAUUGUCAGUGGAGAGAAAUUGUCCAAAGCUGGAUUUUUCUACGAUGGUUCAAAAGAUCAAGUUCAUUGCUUUUUCUGUGGUGGAGGAUUUAAGGAUUGGGAAGAAGACGUAGAUCCUUGGAUUGAGCAUGCGCGCUGGUUCCCUAGCUGCUCAUUUGUUAAACAGUGCAAAGGAGGCAAAUUUAUUCAAAAAGUCCAAGCGAAGGAACAAGGGAGAGAGACACUAAAGGAGGAACAUUAUAAUUCUGCAGCAUUUCAAAGUGUCAUGGAGAUGGGAUUCUCAAAAGAAGAAAUCAGAAAGGUUUAUGAAAAAAGUCUUUAUAAAGGAAGCUGUAUUUCUGCUGAUCAGCUGCUUGAAUUGUUGUGGGGGACAAGCAAUAUAAACAAUAAGCAUUAUGAAAAAGACUCGAAUCCAGAAAGUGACCAAAACAAGGAAAGGGAAGACAUCGAAACAAGAGAAAAAUUCGACUACUGUAACGAGCAGGGUUACGAAGCUCUAGUUUUAGAACACCAGAUGCUAUUAGAACAGUCAUUAUGCAAAGUCUGCAAAGAUGAUAAUGCAACCACCGUGUUUUUGCCUUGUGGUCAUAUGUGUACGUGCGUGGACUGUGCACCAGCCAUGGUAAAGUGUCCAAUAUGUCAGACAUUCGUGAAAGGAACUGUGAAAGCCAUUUUAAGUUAAAUGUUUGAACUGUAAAUUUCAUAUGUGCCAAACUUUUAAUGUAUACAUUGUCAUGUAUUUACCAAUUGAAAAGAUGCAAUUGUAAGACAGCAAGUAUUUUAACCUGGCAAAUUUUGAAAGAUUGUAAAGAAUAUUUUAUAUUUUUCAAAAAGAUUUGAUUUUUACGAAAGGACUUGCAAAAAAUACACUUUCAAUGUUUAUUUAUUGUAUUUAUUGUUUUAUGUUAAUUGCAAUAUGUUGUUGAAUUUACAAUAAAUUAAAAUAUGGAAAAAAUGAAA
Molecule: messenger RNA, 1809 nt
Organism: Magallana angulata
Lineage: Eukaryota; Metazoa; Mollusca; Bivalvia; Ostreida; Ostreidae
Product: E3 ubiquitin-protein ligase XIAP-like
Exons: 5
Coding region: 143-1531 (462 amino acids)
Biological process (GO): regulation of cell cycle
Cellular component (GO): spindle microtubule; cytoplasm; nucleus
Source: RefSeq, a predicted model, not a curated record